AUGUCUCAAUGCAACCUCACUCAAUGCAACAGUAAUCAUCAUUCUAAUGUAGUAAAUCAAAGAGGAGAACAAGAUAUUGAAAAUUCUUUCACAGAAAAAACACGAGAAGGAAAGAGAAGUCUUGAUCUAUUAAAUGAUUGCAUUUCCGAAAAUGAAGAAUUUGAUCAGACCUAUUUACAAGCCUCCAAGAAGAAAAUUAAGAUGGUUCCAUUCUACUUGUUGAUUGCGUUUUUGGAUAGCAUGUUUCCAUUCUUAAGGGGAAAGGAUUUAAAUAUUUGCAGACAAGUAUGCAAAGAUUGGUACAAUUUUCAAAAUAGUGAUUAUUUCAUUUCUCAACACACGAAAAGAAUGAAUCUCAUACACAACAAAUUAGUGAUAUCGCACAAAAAAACGCAAAUUUCCAUUGUUCAAUACAUUCUCGGAUACAAACAAGGUCCCAUGCUUGUGAUUCAUACCGAUAAUCAAGUGUUAAAACUUUCAGAAAAAAUCCAAGACUAUAUUUCAAAACCAGAAGCUCCUCAACUCGUGAAUGAUGCCUUGAAAGAAAUAUGUAAAGGUCAUAUCAAAUCACAACUCUGUUAUAAGGACGGAAAAAAGCAUGGAGAGGCCAUUGAUUACUUUAAAUCAGGAGAGGUUAUGCAAGUGGGACAUUUUGCUUUUGGAAAAAAAGAAGGAUCGUUUGUGAAAUAUUUCUCGCAUCGAAAAGAUGCCAUUGAAAGAUCGUGUUCCUAUAAGAAUGACAAACUUGAUGGAAAACUAAUUGAAUACAAAGUCAUGUAUAAUGAAAAUGGAAGAAAAGUAAUUGCCAAAGAUGUAGAAUGUCAUUACAAGAAUGGCAAAUAUGAUGGACUCAAGAUUUUAUAUUUUGGAGUAGACGAGCAAGUAAUGGAAUGGAUUAACUAUAAAGAAGGAAAAUUUCAUGGCAUUUGCAGAUCGUAUACUUGUAAGGACAGAUUUUUUAACACAAAGGAACAUCAUUUGAAUUGUGAAGCUACAUACUUUGAAGGUAAAUUGCAUGGAGUUCGAACAGAGUUUUAUGCAGAUGGUUCGCCAUUUCAAAGACGUGAAUAUAACAUGGGAAAGCUUGUCGAUGGGUCCAUUUACUCAAGGAAACGAGUACCUACAACCUCUUCGGCGAGUAAUUCCAUUUAUGUUGAUGGAUCGGAUCAGGAAGAUGAGGAGGAGGAGUCUGACGAAGUGGAGUGA
This is a messenger RNA of Naegleria lovaniensis, 1206 nucleotides long. RefSeq lists its product as uncharacterized. Gene Ontology annotation, molecular function: protein binding. The transcript has 2 exons. NCBI's taxonomy places the organism in Eukaryota, Heterolobosea, Eutetramitea, Acrasida, Naegleriidae. The record is from RefSeq and is a predicted model, not a curated record. The coding region runs from base 1 to 1206 and encodes 401 amino acids.